CGGUGACCGUAUUGCCAUCGUUAUCGCACGCAUCCGUUCGACCAUCAACCGACAUGUCGGACGAACUGAAUGUCAUCAACGAAGACGAGAAAUCUGGACGUGGGCUACGCAAAGUGUACGUAACCGCUGGUGUCGUCGGUGUCAUCAUGCUGAUCCUUGUGUCAGCAUUGACCAUUGCAUCCCCAGGCGACGACGCUUCCAGCACCGGAGCAUGCCACUCCGAGUCUUGCCACCUGCUGGGCGACCAACUGAAUGCAACAGUCAAUGCAGCGGAGCAACCUUGCGCCAACUUUUACCGUUUUGUAUGUAGCGGCCGUCCGCGAAACGUUACACCUGUCCGUGACAAAUGGGAGACCGUUCGCGAGGCGUUCUACAAAGUGGAAAGCAACCCAAGGAUUCCAUUCAAAGGUCAGACGGAAGCGCAAAAGUUUCUCACCUUCUACCUGUCUUGUUACCGUAGCUUGGCUCCGGGAUCAAGUAGCAUCAAAAACCUGAAGCGAUUCCUUCACUACUUCGACUUCCCUUGGCCCAAGGUUCACGUGAACACAUUGCAUGCAUUUGACCUUCUCAUACGAAUGGAGUUGGACUUCAACAUCGGUGCAUUUUUUAGGUUCGGUAUCUCACUGAAGCGAAAAAAUGCCUGGGACUUCUCGCUCAAGCCACCUAAGCCGAGCAAUUUUCUGUACUCGUCGACACGGAAAGAGAAGUAUAGACGGUACCUGGAUAAGGUGGUCAAGAUGAUGGGCGGUGGUAUCAAGCACAGUGGCACUGUGGACGCCAUCAUUCAGAUGGAAUCUGAUUUGUUCGAGUUGGCAGUCCUGGAGAGGAAGCAAAGGGUCCACAUAAAGAACCUGGCACUCCUGACAAAGGUGGUAACACCCCAAGUAUGGAUGGAAACAUUCAGCAAGUACUACAUCCUAUCCCAGUUUCUUGGCAACCACACGAUGGUGAUCACAAGUCCGGAGUAUUUCCGCAGGCUGUUCAGUGCUUUAGCAAAGAAGGAAGGCGCCUUGUACUUAGGGUGGCGGCUGUUACGUUUCGGCGGAUGUUUUACCAACGAGAUUCGCGCUCUUGAAGAGACCAACCAGAUGUCAGUAGAUACGUGCAGCCAUCCAGUGUACGACCCUCGUGAUUUCUGUAAAGAUUAUGCCUCAAGAAUGAUGCUGCCUCAGUACUUGGCUUUCCUGACAGAAGCACUUACCAGUCGCCAGGAGAUUAGUGGUGUGUCGGUUAUCGUAGAGAAUGUUCACAGAGAGAUCAUCAAGGGUCUUAGUCUUAAUCCGUGGUUGGAUAACGCCACCAGAACUGUAGCGCUUAGCAAACUGAAUAGUAUCGAAAUCGCUCUGCCAGUAAUUGGCGAAAAGAGAAACAAGAGCACAUUUUCAGUGCCAGACAUGGGUGCGGACUUCCUCGGCAACUGGGUGCGAGUAGUGCCUGAAGCUGGCUUCCCUGCACGUGAUUAUCAAAUCGAUGAGGCGAUAAAGCGCCUAUACGACGAUGACAUUCAAUACAAUGCGCAAAGCAACACUCUCCACGUCCCUAUAGGCAGUAUGAAACUUCCAUUUCAUGCAACGGAUCUUCCAGCUUCAGCAACGUACGCGUCGUGCGGACGAGUUGUGGCUCAUGAACUGCUCCAUAGCUUGGACGACGACGGCCAUUGGUGGUCGGAGGAGUUUACCGAGAUACACAACGCGCGAGCGGCUUGUUACGUGCGGCUUUACGAGAUGAUUGGAAACGUCACCAACAGUACGACGCAAGAAGACGUCAUUGACAGCGCUGCAGUCAGGUACGCUUAUGCGGCGUUCAAGGCAGCCCUGCCUCUGGACAGAGUGUCCAACACUUUGGGUGGCCUGGAGCCUUUCAACGCAGAACAGACUUUUUUCAUUACAUACUGCUACAGCUUCUGCGAUCAGCAACACGGCGAAGGGGCGAUGGAGUACCGUUGCAAUAUACCCUUGAUGAACAUGGAGGAAUUUGCUCAUGCUUUCUCGUGUGGACCGAAAGAUGCUAUGAAUCCUAGUCAGAAAUGCUACUUCUGGUGAAACGUGUAAAUAAAGAGUGCGGUAACGUA
This is a messenger RNA of Ornithodoros turicata, 2071 nucleotides long. Its product is annotated as neprilysin-1-like. The record is from RefSeq and is a predicted model, not a curated record. Gene Ontology annotation, molecular function: metalloendopeptidase activity. Gene Ontology annotation, cellular component: plasma membrane. Gene Ontology annotation, biological process: protein processing. The coding region runs from base 54 to 2042 and encodes 662 amino acids. The transcript has 2 exons. NCBI's taxonomy places the organism in Eukaryota, Metazoa, Arthropoda, Arachnida, Ixodida, Argasidae.